AUGGUCGGCCACAUCACAUUCGACGCGUUUCUCACCCGCCUCGGCGCCGCGGCCACGACUCGUGCCCAAGAGCGACGACUCACCGCGUCGACAAAGACGGUCAAUGACGCGGUAAAAUACUCGCUUUUCACGGACGCGGUCCCCACCAAGAACGACUGGGACAAUGAAAACCUCAGGCAGCUGAACCACACGAUCCACGCUGUAGUCAACAGCCCGCUCGACUGGGAAGCGGUCGAGCGUGUCGUGCAAAUCGACAUAUUUUCUGAAGACAUGAUCGAGUCUUUGGACAACCGGGGCGUCACGUCUGACUUCCCGCAGCUUCUCAAGUACGCCUUCGAAUGGCAAUUUAAUCGUCUGCCGGAGGAGGGGGUGUUCCCGGCGACGCUGGAGGAGUGGUUGGAGGUUUGGCGGAACAGGAAGGUGAGGAGGAUCGACGAGGAUGCGGAUGACGAGGAUUUGGAGGAGGCGUUCCGCCCGCUUGUGGAGCGAUGGCUCGAGUGUGAGCCCGCCGACUUUGACGAGCACGACCAUCCCGACAACAUCACCCACGAUGUGCCCGCCGAAGUCGUCGCUGCCAGGCAAGAGGAGAUAUCAGCCACCAAGAAGAAGGGCUCCGGACGCGGAAAAACGCCUCGAGGCAGCAAGACGUCCGGUGACGUGUCACGAAGCACCAAGACGUCCGGAAAGGCGAAGGCGGGGGACAGCGCGGUGCAACGGCACCGAAGACUGUGCCCGGCGAGGGAACGGUGCGAGCGAUGCGUCCGGCGGGGCGUGAAGGAAUGUGUGCUCGGCACCGGAAGGAAGACGUGCGACGAGUGCAAGAGGCUGAAGCAGAAGUGCACAUUCGGGGGUGCCGACGCGUCUGGAGCGAGCGGUGACGCUGCUGGGCACAAGUCCCAGAGCAUUGAGCCGGCGGGCAACCCCGGCGAGGACGCGUCUCAGCACGGCCCCGACAAAGCUGAGUCGUCGCGCAGCGGCGGGCGGUCUGCAGGAAAACGUCGGGCGGACACCGACGAGGAGCCGAUGAACCCGGCCAAACGCAGGAAGCCCGACGAAGAAGAGCUCGCGCGCAUGUGGGAGCACAUGCAGGCGUUGGAGGGGCGCGUCGUGGAGCUGGAGGCGAUAGUUGCCAGGAAGGACGCUGCGGAUGCUGCCCAGGCAUCCAUCAGCGGGCCCGCUGCGGGCGCUGCCCCGCUGCCCGCCAGCGCAGACCGUGCUGGCCCCGCCCCGCCGUCCGCCAUCGAGGGCGGUGUCGAGCCUGCCCCGGCGCCCGCCAACGGGAACGGUACCGGCAUGACCCCGCCGACCACCAGCGAGGAUGGAGCAGAGCCCGCUCCGCCGCCUGCCGACGGGAACGGUGCUAGGUCUGCCCCGCCGCCCUCCGGCGAGAAUGGUGCCGGGAGUUCCCCGUCAUCCGCAAACGAGGACGGUACGGGGGCUGGCCCGGCCGCGGCUGACAAGCUUGCACCGACGGACUCUACGUACGAGCGGCUCGCAGGACCCGAUCCUGGUAUUACGGUCACCGCCUUGGGCAGCGAGCUGCACAGAAUCCGGCGGCUUACCGGCGGCUUUACGCGGCGGGCCUUACUCCCAAUACGAACCACUCUUCACGGACGGGGUACCCACCAAAACACCUGGGACGACGAGACGCUCCGGAUAACCAACGUCACGAUACGUGCGGCGGUCGACAGCCCGCUCGACUGGGAAGCGGUCGAGCACAUUCUGCAGGCCGACAUUUUCGGUGUGUUCCCGGCGACGCUGGAAGAGUGGCUGGACGUUUGGCGGAACAGAGGUGUGAGGAAAAUUGCUGAAGACGCAGAUGAAACGGAACUAGAGGCAGCGUUCCGCCCGCUUGUGGACCGUUGGCUCGCGAAUGACCGCUUCCUUGAGCCUCAAUCACACGGUGCCCAAGAGGUCGUUGCCGCGAGAAUGAAGGAGAAGGAACAAGAGGAGAAACCCGCUCCCAAAAAGCGCUCCGGGCGCGGCAGCGCGUCACAAACGAGCAAGACCCCCGGGAAUGCUGAGGCGGGAAGUACGCGCGGGGCCACGGCUCCGAAGGAUGUGCCCGGCCAGGCGACGGGUGCCGACGCGUCUGGAGCGAGCGGUGACGCUGCUGGGCACAAGUCCCAGAGCAUGGAGCCGGCGGGAAACCCCGGCGAGGACGCGUCUCAGCACGGCCCCGACAAAGCUGAGUCGUCGCGCAGCGGCGGGCGGUCUGCAGGAAAACGUCGAGCGGACACCGACGAGGAGCCGAUGAACCCGGCCAAACGCAGGAAGCCCGACGAAGAAGAGCUCGCGCGCAUGUGGGAGCACAUGCAGGCGUUGGAGGGGCGCGUCGUGGAGCUGGAGGCGAUACGCAGACCGUGCUGGCCCCGCCCGCCGUCCGCCAUCGAGGGCGAUGUUGAGCCUGCCCCGCCGCCCGCCAACGGCAACAGUUCUGGCUCUGUCCCGCCGCCGACCAGCGGGCAAAGUGUCGAGCCUGUCCCGCCGCCCGCCAUUGGGAACACUGUUGGGCCCGCCCCGUUGUUCGCCACCGAAGGUGGUGCGGGGGGUGGUCCGCCGUCCACUACUGAAGGCGGUGGGGAGCCCAUUCCGCCACCCGCCGACAGAGAAGUUGGGCCUGCCCCGCCAUCCGCUAGCAUGGAUGGUAAUGGGUGUACCCCAGCCUCGUCUCCGAAGGUCUGA
Molecule: messenger RNA, 2685 nt
Organism: Fomitopsis serialis
Lineage: Eukaryota; Fungi; Basidiomycota; Agaricomycetes; Polyporales; Fomitopsidaceae
Exons: 15
Coding region: 1-2685 (894 amino acids)
Source: RefSeq, a predicted model, not a curated record